AUGAGCCCCGGCGCGGCCUUUGUACGUGGCUCACACGAGGGCAGGGUCGUCAAUCGUGAUCUACUUCCCUUGCCUCACUACCGCCUGCCGAGCAUGGGCAGCGACGAUGGCGGUCAGCCAAAGUCUCGUCGGGGGCAGCGCCGCCGAGGGGAGCGGGCUCAUUGCGAAGACUGGGCUCGCUGCUGCGCGAUCACGCUGAACGAGCUCGACCGCGGGUCUGCCGAUCCGCAUCCUCAGGGACAGCGGGCCAGUGCCGGGCAGGAGCGCAGCUUGGGCAUGAUCCAGGCUGCGGUAGCUGAGCUCGGACGGCCGCCCGCCGACCUGACUCGCCAGGGAGCCCUCGCGGGGCUCCUGGCCAAGCGCAGCUACACCGGCGAGAAGGUGUCUGCCGCUCGGCUCGACAUUUCUCUCUUGUCCCUGCCUGCUGGUGGGGACGGUCCUCGAGCGCUGACAACCUUGCUCGGGGAUGAGGGCCCAAUGGUAGUCGAUGCCUUUCUGAAAGACAAAGUCUUGCCUCCAUCGGAGGCGGCGGCGCGGGUGGCCGAGUCGGCCUUGAAGCGUCCGUACUACGAUCCUUCGCUGCAGGGGAGGCCGCGCCGGUAUGCGCGCCUCCUCGUGGCCCUUGACGGCGCGGGCAUGCUCGAGUGGAGGCGGCGCGGGUCGCCCCGAGUAGGCUUGUUUACUGUUUGGAAAAAGAACGGCAAGCAAAGAUUGAUUGUCGACGCUCGGUUGUCUAACUUGUGCUUCGCUUCUCCUGAUCCUGUCGACCUUGCCACAGGCGGAUCUUUCGCGUCCCUCGAGGUUGACCCUGGGCCCCCAGUGUGCCUUGCUCAGGUCGACAUCCAGGAUGCCUUUUACCACCUCCUCCUCCCUCCUGAGCUCGUCCCCUUUUUCUGUCUCCGCCCUGUCACCGCUGGGCUCGCCGGAGUCGUUGAGCUCGACGGCGCCCCUGUCUCUCCGACCCAGCUCGUGUACCCACACCUGCGUGUUGUGCCGAUGGGGUGGAAUCGCGCCAUGUGGUGGUGCCAGCGAAUUCAUGAAUUUCAUGCCUUUCGGCAGCCCGGCGUGUCCCUCUCUAACAAGCUCUCGGAUAAGAAACCCGGGGUGCGUCUGGGCCGCUCGGGGUUUGCUCACACUGAAUACGUAGACAACUUCGCGGCCAUUGGGCGCCAGGCCAAGGAGGUCGACGCUGUGGCCGAUUCCGUUUUAGACGCCCUGACCGCCGCUGGGCUCAGCAUGCAUCCUCGUGAGAGCUCAGUCGGUGGGUCCGUCUUGGGAUGGGAAUUCAGUGACGAGUGCCCUCAGGUUCGUGUGAGCCCUCGCAGAGCGUGGAGACUCCGACUCGGCAUUGAGGGGCUCCUAGAGAAGGGCUUUGCUACAGGCAGGGACCUCGAGGCCAUCAUAGGACAUUUCACGUUCGCCGCUCGAAUUCGGCCAGAGGCUUUGUGCGUGUUCUCUGCUGCGUACGCCUUCAGUCAGCGGGGGGAGCUGAACUUAGCCGCGGCGGCCGGUCUGGACGACCUGGAUCGCCUCGGGACGGCUCGGCACCUGGAAGCCCUCGGCGAGGUGGAUCGGAGCGGGGCCGUCCCGGAGAUCGGGCCCGAAAUCCUUCAGGGAUCCUGGACCACCGUUUCGGCCGGUCGCUGGAAGCGUCGGUGGGCGAUGCCCAUCUUGGAAGGGCGCGCUCUGGUCUGGGGGGUCCGGCAUGUGAGCCGGGGUUUAAGCGAGUUUGGCAAGCGGAUCCUUUUUCUGACCGACGGGUUGUCCGAGGUCCUGGCCCUUGAGAAGGGCCGAUCGUCGAGCGUGGCCCUGAUGAGAGUGUGCAGGCAGUGGGCGGCGACGGUGUUUGCGGCCGAUCUGUAUCCUCGGGUUCGGUGGAUUCGGUCUGAGUUGAAUGUGGCCGACGAGCCUUCUCGUCGCUAUCAGCCGAAGCCAUUUGGGCUCAAACCUGGGUGCUUUCGGCCUCCGCCAGGUCUGCCUGAGCCGGAUGGCGACCGGCCUCCCGCGGCCACUCGCAGGUGCCCCGAUCCCGUCGGCCCCGUGGGAUGCGGUCCUGGCGACCGACAGCCUGGUGAGGCCGGGCGGGGCUGCGGAGCGGCGACCCGUCCAGGGCGAGCCGCCGACCCUGUGGCGAGCGGCGGCGCUGUCACAGGCUGGUGCGCGACCGCGCCCACCCCAUGGGCGGGCCCGGGCAAAGGCAGCGGCGAGACAAGCCAAGCCUCGGCCCGAGGAGCUGGCCACGAGGGGGGAGCGCGCCGCUGCCCGGCAAACGAAUUUCCCCGUGGACAAGCGGGCGACCGUCAGCAAGGGCCCCUCGCUGCUCGAGAGGGAGAGCGCGGGCGACCACGACCAGCGGGUCUACCAGUCGGCGCUCGUGGAGUUCGGGAUCUUCUCCGAGACCCUGGGCCUGCGCCUCGAGACCGCUCAGGACGGCGACGAGGCAGCCGUGGAGUGGACCUACCCCGCUGUCUUCGACGGCAGCGACGCGCUGGAGGGGACAAGGCUCAAGGCGCGGCUGCUGUACUACUACCCGCGGCUCCUGUCCGCGGCUGGGCUGCCCCAGUUCAGCCGGGCGCUGAGGGAGUGGAGGCGGCUGGGGUCGCCGCGGAGCCAGCUGCCGCUGCCGGGGGAGGUCGCCUGCGCGGUGGCACACAGGCCCGCGGCAAACCAGGACCUGCACGCCGCCCGCCUCGUCUUUGUGAGCUUCGUGGUCGGCCUGCAGCCCGCGGAGCUGAUGUCGCUGACCGGGCGGCAAGUGGUGCCGCCGGCGCGGGCGGCUGGCCACACCGCGCGGUCGCUAGUGCUGUUUCCGAUGGAGGAGAAGACGCCCAGCAAGGACGGCGCCUUCAACAGGAGCGUGCUGGGCGACCUGCCGUUCUGCCACCUCAUCAGGGACGUGCUGAAGCCGCUCGAGGCCGGCGUCAACGACAGGGACCUCGUGGCGCAGGUGCGGUACGUGCAGCUGGCGCAGGCGCUCGGCACGGCGGACCAGCGGCUCGGCCUCGAGGGCCCGCCGGGCCUGUACCAGCUGCGGCGCGGCGGAGCGCCCGUCGGCCUGGCCAGCUACCGCCGCAGCAUCGCGGAGGUGAGGGCUCGCAGCCGCUGGGCAAGCGACAGCUCGGUGACGGGGUACGGCAAAGGAGGCCGCGUCGCCGACCAGCUGAUCAAGUUGCCACCGCCGUCGCUCGACCACGCCGUCGUCCGCGCCAAGAAGCAUGGCGACAUCCUCUGCGAGCACUGCCGGCCUUUGCCGCCCGUGCGGGCGGGGCCGUAGCGCUCGAGGUGUUCAGCGGCUCCGGCAACUUCAGCCGGGCCUGGCGACGGCGGCAGCGCGCUCUAGGCUAUGCUAUUUUCGAGUGGGACAUCCGCUGGGGAGAGGAGUAUGACCUCACUCGCCAGCGGACGCAGCGCCUGGUGCGAGGCUGGGUCAACAACGGGCUGAUUGCUGCCGUCUGGCUGGGCACCCCUUGCCACAGCUGGAGCCGAGCGCGGGACAUUCGACCAGGGCCUCCGCCCUUGCGAAGUGACCUGCACGUGAUGGGGUUGCCCGACCUAGCGCCCCGUGACGCUGAAAAGGUUAGGAUCGGCAACGCCCAUAUGAAGUUUUCAGCCUCGCUAUUUUCUUUGUGCCAAGCCGUGCGCGUGCCAGUAGCUAUUGAGAAUCCUCACAUGUCUAGAAUUUGGCUGACGUCUCAGUUCAGGAGAUUGCAAAGAAAAUGCCGCUCUGUCGUGUUAGACUUUUGUCAAUUCGGCCAGUCAUGCCGAAAGCGCACUCGCAUCAUAUACGAUCAUGUGGACCUCCAACCUUUACAUCGCCUCUGUCGUGGCCCCCGCGGGAUCUGCUCCCGCACGGGCCGCCCUCAUGAUCAGUUGCAGGGCAAAAAUGCAGACGGCAUUUUUCACACGCUCUUGGCCGAAGCUUACCCAGCUGAUUUGUGCACUAGCAUCGUCCGUUGCUUCCAGCUGGCGCUUGCAGAAAAGAAAGUUCAGCGAGUACAGACAAUUUGGUGCGGCUGA
Prorocentrum cordatum is the source of this 4017-nucleotide messenger RNA. Lineage: Eukaryota; Dinophyceae; Prorocentrales; Prorocentraceae. The record is from the annotation of a GenBank genome assembly.